UAUGACUUGUUUGUUUAUCCCGCAGACUAGACCACUUUUUAACGAGAGUGUGGUAUGUAAUAAUAGUUCAGUCAGUCAAUCGUUUGUUGCACUCUCAGCAAUCUGAAACGAUAUGGAUUCCAUGGAGGCUGGAUCAGCUCCAGACUUUCUCAACAGUGAGUUUUUGACCGAGUGUCUGCGGAACGAAUGGAGAAAUCAAAAUAUCAUCAUUGAAAGUUACAAGUCGUCACGAGCAGCCCCUCCUGGAUAUACCUUUAUAAGCUGCCCUUUACGGGUUCAGAUUAACUUCAAAUACCAUCCAGAAGACAGUACUAUCCAUUUUAUUUCACUGAUUGUCAAAUCAGAACCACUCGAAGGACAGAUAAAAGAUGUAGCGGACCCUAUCCAUCUGAGUGAACCCGUAUUCUACAGUAAGUUCGUUCCAGAAAUUAACAAUCUAAUUAGUACUCAGCUAGUUCCCAAAAGUUUCUUUUCGCCAAGGCUUUUCACAGUGGUACUUGAAGAUCUGAGAGAACAAGGAUUUAAAAAUGUAAGCAAGGCCAAAAUGUUAGAUUUAGAUCAUAGCCGGUUGUAUUUUAAAACUGCGGCUACACUACACGCAUUGUCUUUUGUCGUAAAUAAAAAUAAUCCUUCACUUUUGGAGACGAUUGGCAAAGAGAAGAUAUAUACAAAUGGUUUGGAUAUUUCAAAUAUUAUAAAGAGCCACAUAAGAAACGGACUGAAGUGUUUGAGCGAAUGUACUGAGCAAAUAGAGAGAUUUAAGAAGUACAUCAAACUGCUGAAAGAUGCAAUUACAAAUCUUUGGGACCUAUUAGUCGAAGCUCUAAAACCUAGUGCAGUGUUGAACACGAUUAAUCAAGGAGACUCUUGGACCAUCAACAUGAUGUUCAAAUACGAUGAAGGAGGUAAUGUUUGUGACAUGAGAUUGUUGGACUUCCAACUGUUACGGUACGGCUCUCCAGUAAAUGACUUGGUCUUUUUCAUCUGGUCUAGUGCGACUCACGAGGUGAGAAGUCACGGGCUUGAAGAGUUGUAUAAUUUGUAUGUAGAAACAUUCAACAACAAGCUUAGAGAUUUGAACUGCAAGGAAACCAUAUCUUACGAAUACGUGAGGAGUGAGGAGAGAAGGUUAAGUCCUCUAGCUCUCUAUCUGGUGGCAGGCAUGCCACCCUUUAACUGUGAGAACUCUGUUUCUAAUAUGGAACCAUUCUUACAUAAAGAAAAUGAAGAUGAAGAAGCUCUAAAUAUUUACAGGAAAUACUACGAUGAGCAAUUUUGCAGUUAUCACGUGCCCAGAUAUCUGGAACAGAUGGAGUCUGUGGGAGUGUUCGAUUAUUUAGAACAGUGCAUUCAGCUCCGUAAUUAGUCUACCAGUUUGUGUGCCUGUACUAAAUGUUAACGUAAGAUGAUAAUGUUUUCAUAUUAUAAUAAGCAAGGGUAAGCAAGUACAUGCAUAUUGUGUGAAGUAAGACGUGUGCAAUUCUUCAUUUAAAGUCCACAUAGUGAGUUGACAAACUGUACUCAGUACAUAAGCUAAUCGUAAAUAAUUUUAAUAAUGGAAAAACAAAGAUUUCUGAACAGUUUAUAUAUGUUCCUAAACAAGGGAUUUUUGAAGAGUUGAACUGACAUCCGAUGACGGUUGUUUUAUUAUAUUAUUUAUCUUCUUGUUCUGUUUAUAUUUAUAUACAUUUUGUAACUUUAAAAGGUUAUUAAAAUACAAGAAAUGUAUGAUUUGCAUUUUAACAUAGUUUCAUUUUGUAUUUUAGAAGAAAAAGGUUAACACAACUUUACUCUUAAAGAAACGAAAAGAGUAAUAACAAUAAUAGUAUGGAGACUAUAAUUACUGUUACUGUUUUAUCAUUACAGUUUAGAGCUAUCAUACUGUUAUAAAAUAAUAUUUAAAUAUAAUAGAUAACUAUCUAAAGA
Molecule: messenger RNA, 1926 nt
Organism: Homalodisca vitripennis (glassy-winged sharpshooter)
Lineage: Eukaryota; Metazoa; Arthropoda; Insecta; Hemiptera; Cicadellidae
Exons: 2
Coding region: 113-1366 (417 amino acids)
Source: RefSeq, a predicted model, not a curated record